This is a messenger RNA of Hibiscus syriacus, 1298 nucleotides long. Its product is annotated as serine/arginine-rich-splicing factor SR34-like. Gene Ontology annotation, cellular component: cytoplasm; ribonucleoprotein complex; nucleus. Lineage: Eukaryota; Viridiplantae; Streptophyta; Magnoliopsida; Malvales; Malvaceae. Gene Ontology annotation, molecular function: mRNA binding. The record is from RefSeq and is a predicted model, not a curated record. The transcript is spliced from 13 exons. Bases 121 to 1143 code for a protein of 340 amino acids.
GUCUUGUUUUCUCGCCUAACUUUCGUCUCCUUCAAAUUUCAAAACCCUAAACAAUCUCGUAUACGGAGAUCUCCAUCUCGGGGGAAAGACAUAUCUUAUCGCAGGGAAGAGAAAGAGAACAUGAGUAGCCGUUCUAGCAGGACUCUUUAUGUUGGAAAUCUUCCUGGUGAUGUUCGCGAGAGGGAAGUGGAGGAUUUAUUUUACAAGUAUGGCCCAAUAGCCCAUAUUGACUUGAAGAUUCCACCAAGACCUCCUGGUUAUGCUUUUGUUGAGUUUGAAGAGGCUCGAGAUGCUGAAGAUGCAAUUCGUGGUCGUGAUGGCUAUGAUUUUGGAGGACAGCGUUUGCGGGUUGAACUUGCACAUGGCGGUCGUGACCGUUCGUCCUCAGAUCGUCACAGCAGUUAUGGUGGGGGGCGUGGACGUGGACCAUCCAAACGUUCUGAAUUUCGUGUGUUAGUCACUGGGUUGCCAUCUUCUGCUUCAUGGCAGGAUCUUAAGGAUCACAUGCGUCGAGCUGGGGAUGUUUGUUUCUCCCAAGUUUUUCGCGAUGGUGGUGGGACAUCGGGGAUUGUGGAUUACACCAACUACGAUGACAUGAAGUAUGCUAUCAAGAAACUGGAUGACUCUGAAUUUCGGAAUGCCUUUUCUCGGGCUUAUGUUCGGGUUAAGGAAUAUGAUUCUAAGAGAGAUUCCUCUAGAAGCCUUAGCCGUGGUCGUUCUGUCUCAAGAAGCCGCAGUCGCAGCCGCUCUCGUGGUCGGAGCAAGAGCCGCAGGUUUUUCCUUAUGCUUUGGGAUGUGAAAUUUUAUUUAUGGCUUAAAAGUUACUUGUUAACCUUGAAAUUGUUAUGCAGCAAAUCUCCUACAACCAAACCUUCACGCAAGUCUCCUGAAAAGUCAAGAUCGAGGUCUCCUCGAUCUCGCUCUGCAUCAAGGUCUCGCUCUUUGUCAGGAUCUCAAUCAAGAUCCAGAUCUCCUUUGCCUUCUCGUGCAAAAGGAAGGAGCAGGAGUCCUAAGAGACGUAGUGUUAGCAGGAGUCCUGAAAGAUGUAGUGCUAGCAGGAGUCCUAAAAAACGUAGCGCUAGCAGGGGUCCAAGUGGGAGUAGAAGCAGGAGUAGGAGCAAGAGUUUAUCCAGGUCUGAGUAGGUUACCUUGCAGAGUUGGCUGAUGGAGAUCCUAUGAAAUUUUAGUUAAAGCAGUGGGGGAAAAAAACUCUUAUUGAAAGUGUACCAAUUAUGCCGGAUUACAUACAUGGCUAAAGUUUGCUUUUGUUUGAACCAUUUUACUAUUGUUCAACUCCA